Messenger RNA from Plectropomus leopardus (leopard coralgrouper), 1109 nucleotides. RefSeq names its product G protein-coupled receptor 6 (gene gpr6). Gene Ontology annotation, cellular component: membrane. The record is from RefSeq and is a predicted model, not a curated record. Gene Ontology annotation, biological process: G protein-coupled receptor signaling pathway. Gene Ontology annotation, molecular function: G protein-coupled receptor activity. NCBI's taxonomy places the organism in Eukaryota, Metazoa, Chordata, Actinopteri, Perciformes, Serranidae.
CUUUCUAUUUUGAAUUUUUACUCUCUGACAUCGGACAAGGUGCGAAAUUCUCAGCUCAGACCGUUUUGUCACGGAGGACAUAAAGACGACUGCUUGGAGAUAUGAACGAGUCGCUGGUGGUGAACGACUCCUCUGCGACUCCUGUGGUUGCAGAGGCUCUCCCGUGGAUGGAGGCUGACUCUCCAGAGCACAACAGCAGCCUGGAGUUCUCUACCGCUCCAUUAGAUUUCCCCAUCAACCCGUGGGACAUCAUGCUCUGUAUGUCCGGCACUGUCAUCGCCUGUGAAAACGCCAUAGUGGUAGCAAUCAUCUUCUACACGCCCACCCUCAGGACUCCCAUGUUUGUGCUGAUUGGGAGCCUGGCCACGGCGGACCUGCUGGCUGGCAUGGGAUUAAUCCUGAACUUUGUGUUCCAGUACGUGAUCUCCUCUGAGACUAUCAGCCUUAUCACUGUUGGCUUCUUGGUGGCCUCUUUCACGGCGUCCAUCAGCAGCCUUUUGGCCAUCACGGUGGACCGUUACUUCUCCCUCUACAAUGCCCUGACAUACUUCUCAGAGAAGACGCUGCAGUACGUGCACCUGAUGCUGCUGGGGACCUGGGGGGUGUCUCUGUUUUUGGGCUUGCUGCCGGUGCUCGGCUGGAACUGCCUGGACGAUCCAGCCUCCUGCAGCAUCGUCCGCCCUUUGACCCGGAGCAACGUCACACUCCUUGCCACCUCUUUCUUCGUCAUCUUCGUGCUCAUGCUGACCCUGUACUUCAAGAUCUGCAAGAUCGUGUGCCACCACGCCCACCAGAUCGCCCUCCAGCAGCACUUUUUCGCCACGUCACAUUAUGUCGCCACUAAGAAGGGGGUUUCCACUUUGGCCAUCAUCUUGGGGACGUUUGGUGCCAGCUGGCUGCCCUUCGCCAUCUAUUGCCUGGUAGGUGAGAGGGAGUAUCCACCAGUGUACACCUAUGCUACACUGUUGCCAGCCACCUACAACUCCAUGAUCAACCCCAUCAUCUACGCCUACAGAAACGCAGAGAUCCAGCGCUCCCUCUACGUGCUUCUCUGUGGCUGCUUUCAGGCCAACAAGGCCUACCGGUCCAGGUCACCCAGUGAAGUCUAA